This is a messenger RNA of Pseudopodoces humilis (Tibetan ground-tit), 2179 nucleotides long. It is a transcript of the gene CRTAC1, whose product is annotated as cartilage acidic protein 1. The record is from RefSeq and is a predicted model, not a curated record. Gene Ontology annotation, biological process: axonal fasciculation. Lineage: Eukaryota; Metazoa; Chordata; Aves; Passeriformes; Paridae. Gene Ontology annotation, molecular function: calcium ion binding.
GCGAGGCGGAGCUGCGGGAUGCGCUCCCGCCGCCGUGGGGGUGCGGGGCGGCCCCCCUGGCCCGUGUCCAGGAUGCUGGCGUUGUGCCUGCUGUCCCUGGCCUGGCUCAGCGAGGGCUCCCAGCGCAGCGAGCCCAUGUUUGCAGCCGUCACCCACCGCCUUCUCCCGCCCGACUACGACAGCAAUCCCACACAGCUCAACUAUGGCGUGGCUGUCACCGACCUGGAUGCCGAUGGUGACUUCGAGAUUGUGGUGGCAGGGUACAAUGGCCCCAACCUAGUGCUCAAGUAUGACAAGGCACAGGGGCGGCUGGUGAACGUGGCAGAGGAUGAGCGGGGCUCCCCGUACUACGCACUGCGGGACCGGCAGGGCAACGCCAUCGGUGUGACAGCCUGCGACAUCGACGGCGAUGGCCGCGAGGAGAUCUACUUCCUAAACACCAACAACGCCUUCUCUGGCAUGGCCACCUACACAGACAAGCUCUUCAAGCUCCGCAAUGGGCGCUGGGAGGACAUCCUGAGUGACGAGGUGAACCGGGACGUGGCCAGCCGCUUUGCUGGGCGUUCUGUUGCCUGCGUGGACCGGACGGGCUCCGGCAGGUACUCCAUCUACGUCGCCAACUAUGCCAGCGGCAACGUGGGCCCCCAUGCCCUGAUUGAGAUGGAUGUGGCUGCCAGUGACCCUGCCCGCGGUGUCGUGGUGCUGGUGGAUGUGGCCGCCCAGGCUGGCGUCAGCAAGUACACAGGGGGGCGUGGGGUGGCCGUGGGCCCCAUCCUGAGUGACAGUGCCUCCGACAUAUUCUGCGGUAAUGAGAACAGCCCAAACUUCCUUUUCCACAACCGGGGGGACGGGACGUACAGGGACGUGGCAGCUGCUGUGGGGCUGGAUGACCCCUACCAGCACGGACGCGGUGUGGCGCUGGCUGACUUCAACCGCGACGGCCGGGUGGACAUCGUCUAUGGCAACUGGAACGGGCCGCACCGCCUCUACCUGCAGAGUGGAGCUCCUGGGCGUGUCCGAUUCCGGGACAUCGCCACCCCCAAGUUCUCCAUGCCGUCCCCCGUCCGCACCGUCAUCGCAGCCGACUUCGACAAUGACCAGGAGCUGGAGGUUUUCUUCAACAACAUCGCUUACCGCGGCUCCUCCGCCAACCGCCUCUUCAGGCUCAUCCGCAGAGAACACUCAGACCCCAUUGUAGAAGAGCUGAAUCCAGGGGAUGCACUGGAGCCCGAGGGACGGGGCACAGGAGGUGCAGUGACAGAUUUUGAUGGCGAUGGGAUGCUGGACCUCAUCCUAUCCCAUGGUGAGUCCAUGGCACAGCCAAUCUCCAUCUUCAAGGGCACUCAGGGCACCAGCAACAACUGGCUGCGUGUCAUCCCCCGUACCCGCUUCGGGGCCUUUGCGCGGGGGGCCAAAGUGGUGCUGUUCACCCGGCGCAGCGAGGCCCACCUGCGCAUCAUUGACGGGGGCUCCGGCUAUCUCUGCGAGAUGGAGCCUGUGGCACACUUCGGACUGGGGCAUGACGAAGCCAGCAGCCUGGAGGUGACCUGGCCAGAUGGCCGCGUGGUGUCACGAGCUGUGGCAAGCAGCGAGACCAACUCUGUCCUGGAGAUCCCCUACCCUCUGGAUGUGGAGGAGCCGCUCAUGCCUGCCCCACUGGAGUGCGGGCAGGGAUUCUCCCAGCACGAGAAUGGACGCUGUGUAGACACAAAUGAGUGCACUGAGUUCCCCUUCAUCUGUCCCCGGGACAAGCCCAUCUGCAUCAACACCUAUGGCGGGUACCGCUGUCGCAGCAACAAGCGCUGCAGCCGGGGCUUUGAGCCAAACGAGGAUGGCACAGCUUGCGUGGACAUCAACGAGUGUGCUCAGGGCUUGCACAACUGCAGCCAGCUCUGCAUCAACACCCCUGGGGCACACACCUGCCUCUGCCACCCAGGCUUCCGUCCCCUUGAUCUGGCUGCCAGCCAGUGCCUGGACAUAGAUGAGUGUCAGGCACAGCCUGGCCCCUGCGACCAUAUCUGCCACAACAGCCAUGGCUCCUUCCACUGCCACUGUCACCACGGCUUUUCCCUGGGUGCUGGUGGACGCUGCCAGCACAAUUAGCCUGCUCUGGCACAGCUAGGUGUUCCCUGCUACCCCCCAGCACUGUGCCAGCUGCACCCAGUACCAACUGAAUAAA